Molecule: messenger RNA, 789 nt
Organism: Xiphias gladius (swordfish)
Lineage: Eukaryota; Metazoa; Chordata; Actinopteri; Istiophoriformes; Xiphiidae
Gene: gphb5
Product: glycoprotein hormone subunit beta 5
Exons: 3
Coding region: 1-420 (139 amino acids)
Biological process (GO): regulation of thyroid hormone receptor signaling pathway; G protein-coupled receptor signaling pathway
Cellular component (GO): cytoplasm; extracellular region
Molecular function (GO): hormone activity
Source: RefSeq, a predicted model, not a curated record
AUGACGCUGCAAAGGAAGAGGUCACAAGGGAGACCUGCACUGGUGCUUUGCUGGUUUCUACUCUGGAUCUCUCUUCAACCAGACUCCCUCCACAGGGUGUCAGCUGUCAAUCUGCGGCGCUUCAUUGGUUGUGCAGUCCGGGAGUUCACCUUCCUGGCCAAGAAACCCGGCUGCGGGGGCCUGCACAUCACCACUGACGCCUGCUGGGGGCGCUGUGAGACCUGGGAGAAGCCUGUCCUGGACCCUCCCUACAUUGAGUCCUACCAGCGGGUUUGUACCUACAAUGAGACCCGCCUGGUCACCGUGAAACUGCCCAACUGCCAGCCGAAUGUCGACCCAAUGUACACCUACCCCGUGGCCUUGAGAUGUGGCUGUGGGGUCUGUCUGACCAGCACCACUGAAUGUAUAACCUCUGUGUGACACAGGUCUGAACAGGCAGAAAUUGUUUUUGUUUUUAACAUUUUUACACUUUUGCUUUUAAUAACUGCUCUGGAAUCGGAAAAUUGGACGAUGAGGUCUACAGACAACACGUAUGUCAUGAGAAUAGUCUGUAAAAUGCUACAAUCACAUAAAAACGUUGCUAGUCAGCAAUGCUAGCUUUCGAAAUUCAAACUACUUCCCGAUUCUGUAGCUGGAAUUUAAUCUCCACUAAAGUUUGUCUGUGACUGUGGUUCCUUGGCACUGCCUGUUAAAUUUAUGUCAACUGUUCAGAUAUUUUCUCUAUAAAAAGAGGGUUUCAGAACACAUACUGUCUUCUACAGGAAAACAGCCACCAGAAAAAUUAGGUAA